This is a messenger RNA of Sarcophilus harrisii (Tasmanian devil), 2577 nucleotides long. It is a transcript of the gene WSCD1, whose product is annotated as WSC domain containing 1. Gene Ontology annotation, molecular function: sulfotransferase activity. Bases 641 to 2389 code for a protein of 582 amino acids. NCBI's taxonomy places the organism in Eukaryota, Metazoa, Chordata, Mammalia, Dasyuromorphia, Dasyuridae. The record is from RefSeq and is a predicted model, not a curated record. The transcript is spliced from 9 exons.
CGGAGCCCCAGCCCGAGCCCCAGCCUGGGGAGCGGGGCUGUGCAGGGCAGGGCAGGACGGAGCGGGGCUGGCGGGGGCGAGCCGCGCGGAGCUGGGGCCGCGGACUGACGACUGACGACGGACCCACCGAUCGACUGACGCCUCCGAAGGCUUCCCAGCCGGGGCGGAUCGAGGAGGCGGAGGGGGCUCUGGGAGCCCGGCGGCGGCGGCACCGGAGUCUGCUGACCGGACCGGAGGAGGGUCGGGAGGGCGGUGAGGAGAGCGCGGGGGGAGGCAGGUGCGGCGGCGGCGGCGGCGGCGGCGGCGGCGCCGCCGCCCCCCUCCCCCCAGGAUGCCCUCUGGAGUCCUGACGCAGCGCGCUCCAGCGGCCCGGACCCGCCGCUCCCGGACCAGCGCUCCGAGGGUUCUGCCUAGCUCCAGGCUCCGGUGAUGGAGCCGUCCCCGAGGCUGCUCCGGAGGCUUCCGCAGGCGCCGGGCUCCAGGGGCGUCGCAGCCAAGUUGUGAUGGGAGCCGGAUCCGCCCGCAAGCGGCAGCGGCAGCGAGGGGAGCUGAGGCCGCCCGGACCAUGCGAGGCUGAGCCAGGGGCUGGAGGCGGCCCCCAGGCGGCCCGGAUCCCACGGCCGCCGCCCCCAGCGAGGGAAUGGCCAAACCCUUCUUCAGACUCCAGAAGCUCCUGCGGCGCACCCAGUUCCUGCUCUUCGUGGUCACGGCCGCCUACCUGAUGGCGGGAAGCCUCCUGCUUCUGCAGCGAUCCCGCCUGGCCCUGGCGCCCCAGGGGCCGCGGCCCGCGCCCAGCCCGCUGCAGGCUCUGCCCGUGGCGGCCGUGGCCCUGGGCGUCGGCCUCCUGGACGGCGGCCCCGGGCCUCCCGAAGGCCCCCGGCUGCUCCUGGGAGUGGACGUGCUUCGCCGGCCGCCGGGGGCCGAGCCCAGGCUGGGGCCCCGCUGGCUCAUGGCCCGCAAUUCGGAGCUCCGGCAGCUCCGGCGCCACAGGUUCCGUCACCUUGUGAGUGAGCGGGAAGGAGCUCGGGGCCCCGGGCCCCGAGCUGGAGACCCCAAGGCCCUGAAAGAGGCCGCCGUGAGCCAAGGCUCCUACAUGGGCUGCUUCAUUGACAGUGUCCAGGACAGGACCCUGAAGGGAGCUGUGUUCUAUGACUUGAGGAAGAUGACAGUGGCUAACUGUCAGGAAGCCUGUGCUGAGCGGUCCUACAUCUACGCAGGCCUCCAGUACGGCACCGAGUGUUACUGUGGGAACCGGCUCCCCAAGAGGAGCUCCAAGGCGGAGGAGUGCAACCGGGAGUGUCGGGGGGAGAAGGGCUCUGUGUGUGGGGGGCUCAACCGGCUAUCCAUCUACCACGUCGGGGAGCUCUCUCUCAGCUCCGCCAAACGAAGGACGGUCACCUAUCGGGGAUGUUUCCGAGUGCCUGGGAACCUCACUGACACCUUGGCCAACUCCUUAACCCAGCCCAACCUGACAGUGGAGAUGUGCUCACAGCUUUGCUCCAAUAAAGAGUUCCCGCUGGCCGUGAUCAGGGGCCCCGAGUGCUUCUGUGGUUUCCCCACCCCGAGGUUCAGCCUGCAUGAUGCGGUGGACAGCUCCCUGUGCUCCUGGGGCCCUGAGACCCCAGGCUGGGGGGAUUACUGCGUGGUCUACCAGACGCCCAUCCAAGACACUCGGUGCACCGACAGGCGCUUCCUGCCCAGCAAAGCCAAGGUCUUCGUGGCACUGUCCAGCUUCCCGGGUGCCGGCAACACGUGGGCGCGCCACCUCAUCGAGCACGCCACGGGCUUCUACACCGGCAGCUACUACUUCGACGGCGCACUCUAUAACAAAGGUUUUAAAGGGGAGAAAGACCACUGGAGGAGCCGAAGGACCAUCUGUGUAAAGACCCACGAGAGUGGGAAGAGGGAGAUCGAGAUGUUUGAUGCCGCCAUUCUGCUCAUACGCAACCCAUACAGGUCACUUAUGGCGGAAUUCAACCGGAAGUGCGCCGGGCACUUGGGAUACGCCACAGACAGGAACUGGAAGAGUCAAGAGUGGCCCGACUUUGUCAACAGCUACGCAUCCUGGUGGUCGUCCCAUGUCCUGGACUGGCUCAAGUAUGGCAAGCGGCUCUUGGUCGUCCACUAUGAGGACCUGCGCCGGAGCCUCCUCCCCAAGCUGAGGGAGAUGGUGGCCUUCCUGAACGUGUCAGUGACGGAGGAGCGGCUCCUGUGCGUGGAGAGCAACAGGGAAGGCAGCUUCCGGAGGCUGGGUGGGCGGCCGCGAGAACCAGAGCAAGCCUUCACGGCCGAGAUGAAGGAGCUCAUCGACGGCUACAUUCGGACUGUGGACCAGGCCCUGCGGGAGAGGAACUGGACGGGCUUGCCCAGCGAGUAUGUGCCCAGAUGAUGGGGCCCUGGCACGUGGACCGGGCACUUCCCCCCUCCCAGCUCCCCCGACCACACUCACCCACACGCUCCUCUGAACACACACCGGCCCCCCGGUACCCUCGUGCACACACUCACAGGCUCGCACCCUCACAGGCUCACACCUUCACACACUUGCACCCUCACACACACACACACACACUCAGACAC